Molecule: messenger RNA, 210 nt
Organism: Scleropages formosus (Asian bonytongue)
Lineage: Eukaryota; Metazoa; Chordata; Actinopteri; Osteoglossiformes; Osteoglossidae
Product: guanine nucleotide-binding protein G(I)/G(S)/G(O) subunit gamma-T2-like
Exons: 2
Coding region: 1-210 (69 amino acids)
Biological process (GO): G protein-coupled receptor signaling pathway
Cellular component (GO): heterotrimeric G-protein complex
Molecular function (GO): G-protein beta-subunit binding
Source: RefSeq, a predicted model, not a curated record
AUGGCACGGGAUAUGUCGGAUAAAGAGAUCCUCAAAAUGGAGCUGGAUCAGCUCCAGAAGGAGGUGAAAACUGAGAGGAUGCCGGUGUCGGUAACAGCGAAGGAGCUGUCAGACUGGGUGGAAGGCCAGGUUGGGGAAGACCCCCUAGUGAAAGGCAUACCAGAGGAUAAGAAUCCCUACAAAGAGAAGGGUGGCUGUAUAAUAUCCUAG